AUGAGCGGUAAUAAUCCUUAAAAUAUGAGUCAAGAAGAAAAAGAUAAAAGAAAUAAAAUAUUUCAAAAGGUAGCAUAAAUGAAUAUGUAGUUUGAAAAUUUAGAAGCAUAAGUUAAAUCAGUUAUCCACUAAAAUCUAAUGAAACGUAAGGAAGAUUGUUACAACAAAUAUAAAAAAUCUUCAGACGAUUUUGCAACCUGUGCUCACAGCUUAAUUGAAGAAACCCGUAAAAUCUCACAAGAAAUGAAAUUCAGAAUUAAUUUCUUUGAAUAUAAGAUGGAAGAAUGCUUAAAGAAAAAUCACGAUGCAAAUAUAUUGCUUCAAUGUACUGAAAAUUAGGAAAAACUUUACCACAAAAUAUUUUCACAUAUUCAUAAAUUGGAAUGA
This is a messenger RNA of Tetrahymena thermophila SB210, 387 nucleotides long. RefSeq lists its product as hypothetical. Lineage: Eukaryota; Ciliophora; Oligohymenophorea; Hymenostomatida; Tetrahymenidae. The transcript has a single exon. The record is from RefSeq and is a predicted model, not a curated record.